Messenger RNA from Dicrocoelium dendriticum, 1689 nucleotides. NCBI's taxonomy places the organism in Eukaryota, Metazoa, Platyhelminthes, Trematoda, Plagiorchiida, Dicrocoeliidae. The record is from the annotation of a GenBank genome assembly.
AUGUGCGCCGCUCUCAAAGCUGUAAAAGUACAGAACGCUAACCAACCCACUGGGUCAGGUAACGACACCAAAUUGAAUGGCAGAAAGGCGAAACCGAAGAGACUCCCAUCGAAAGGCAUUUGCGGGUUAGGAGAAUGUCAUCGGGUAGUAAAAAUCGGUCUGGCUUGUUCGCACUGUUUAGCAUGGUACCAUACGAAAUGUGCAAAUGUGUCCCAACAACAGUUACGGGAGCGAAAUAGCUCCCAAGAUGCAUUUUGGUUCUGUACUGCGUGUUCCACCAUCCCCCUCGUUAAGUGCUUGCUUAUCCUAGCUGAGAAAUGCGACCGGUUAAUCGCAGAAGCAGAGCAGAGGAUAAACAAUGAGAUUACUUCAAUGGGAGCGAGUAUGGACCACAGAAGCGUAGCGGCUGCUAAGCAACGGAAUGCUGAACAAAUCGCUUCGCCUGCACCGCAAUCAGCCAUGUCUCCAUCUCCGUUGUCUUCUCCAACUUUGGUAGAACGCCGGGCGAAAACAGACUGUACCUACGUGAAUCAAGCAGUACUCACAGCAAAGAAAAUCAGGCACCAUUCAAAACGUCUGGUUAAGCAAAUUCCACUAGACCUGACAUCUAGUAUUAACAAGGAUGGAGCAGCCAAACACCAACCCUUGGUACCUGUAGCUCAAAUAUCUCUUGUCGAGACUAAGCCUCCCAGAACAUCGGUUACAUAUGCAGAGAUUGCUGCAAGGGUCCACCGAGAGGCCGCCGUUGCGUCCUCUUCCAUUGUAAACACCGUUAACGCAAAUGGAGAGAAAAACAGCAAACAAUCACUUGUCAACAAGUCAAGACAAAUGAGUACCAUACCUUGUAGAUCGAUUAAAAAGGGAUCCAACAACAGUGCCCGGACUGUUGUAUGCUCAAAUGUCCCUGAAUCUACCGCCAUCACAUUGCGGGAUAAGUUAUCAGACGACCAAGACCAAUGGAACUCAUUGUGUAUGCAGAUGAGUAUCAAAGCCAAGCCCGUAAACUUGUUACGAAUUACUCGUCAUCCGAACUCGCCACACUAUGGUGAACCCAGACUUAUUCGAGUAACUCUAGAAUCCUCCACCGACGUGGAAAAUGUUUUGCUCUCCGCAAGCGCGCUAAAACACGAAUCCUGUGCGAUACGUAUCUAUCCUGAUGUCCCUUGGAGCGCGCGACAACCAAAACGAAACACCGAAGAGGGGCACAGCAAGCAAGACCGCCUAAACACAGUCUUCAUACAUGGCGUGCCAGAACAUCCUUCUAACCAUGUUCAAGAUACCGGAAAGCACGAUUUAGAACAGUGGCGGUUCAUUCGUGAAACACUUUCUUUGGAUGAUGUUGUGGCACUAUCGCUCACCAGGAUACCCCUCUCAUCGAAUUAUAGAGGAUGCGGCCCUAGAAUCCUAAAACUUGUGGUUCAGUCAGAGCAACAAGCAAAGGAUGUUUUGGAUCGAUGGCGGAGAAAUCGGAAACAUCUUCCUUCCGAAAUUCGGUUAAAGGUCGCAAACAAUUCGCACAGCUCAAGUAUUAAAGCAACUGAAGCAGUAAGCAUCCUGACGAAUGUACAGAAGUGUAACUUGACUGCUGCUUUAAUUGACUCUGAAGUAGGUCUAAACGAAGGCUGGGACGCACCUUGGCCGAAUCAAGUUGCAAACGAGGUAUCAUUGACCCAUCAAAAAAACGAAUAA